AUGAUCCUUAAUAGAAAUCAAAUUCAACAGUUUGGGAGCAUACCGUGGACCGUCCUAGAAAAUGUGCGUUUGGAAUCGGAACUAAAGACAAUUUUUGCAAAAUCUCAAUUCGACAUGGUAAUGGGCAAAUAUUCCUUACUUUUAACCGACUUGUGCAGUGUGUGGUUUGAAGAGUUAGACAUGAUGGGAAUAAAAGAACGGGGAAAGGAAGUUACUUGUGGAUUGGACGUAGAACAAGAAGAGAGAUUAAGCAGAUUAAUUGAGCAUUUAAAGAGUUUUAUACAGCAUAGACAGAGCCGUGUCAUGUACACUGCUGAAAAUAAGGAUGGCAAGUUUAACUUGAGAGCAGUUCUCGAGUUAGAUAUGGCAGCCAUUCAAUGGGUAUUCGCUUGUGAAUUGGUACAAUCCCACGGACCUGCGUCUGAAACACAUGUUGACGGAAGCACCAUUAUUUAUGAGCAUUAUAUUCUUCCAAUGACGACACUGACAUUAUCAUAUAAGAGACAAACAAGUACGUUAGAACGGAUUAUUGAAGAUAAGGAAAAGGAGAUCAACGAAGCUGUUGAUAUGAUGAAGACGGCGGGAUUGGCAAUAAAUGCACGAAAACGCAGAACAGCCCCGUUCAACGCAAAUGAAACGACCGAAUCAGAGCAAAAGAAAACACUGGAUACACUUAAACAAUUUCAACCAUCCCAAGUACUUUCCAACCCAGAAACAGUCGUCUUUUUCAAAAAAGUAACGGAAGGCUUGCUCUCACUGCCCAAGGCGUCUGUUACCCGGAAAUUGACGGCGGCGGCGACGGCGACGACAUCAUCAUUAUCACAAUCGUCAUUGUCAGCUACAGCGAAAAUAUCGCCAGUAGCCAAGAAAAGUCGGACGGCAGAUAUUGAUCCAGAGGUAUGA
Paraglomus brasilianum is the source of this 903-nucleotide messenger RNA. The record is from the annotation of a GenBank genome assembly. NCBI's taxonomy places the organism in Eukaryota, Fungi, Glomeromycota, Glomeromycetes, Paraglomerales, Paraglomeraceae.